Molecule: messenger RNA, 1504 nt
Organism: Punica granatum (pomegranate)
Lineage: Eukaryota; Viridiplantae; Streptophyta; Magnoliopsida; Myrtales; Lythraceae
Source: RefSeq, a predicted model, not a curated record
CUCAACACAAAAGAUCGUUCCAUACCUCCAUAUCCAUAGAGAAAGGAACAGUCUCUCUUGUGAUCGAAAUUGAUUUAAUGGCUGAAGGGGGUGACAUGGGUGGUGCCCAGUGGGCGCCUUACAUUGCCAUGAUAGCGAUUGAGUUUGCCUUUGCAGUUGUCAACGUCAUGCUCAAGAAAGUGUUGGAAGAAGGCAUGAACCAUCUGGUCCUCAUCGCGUACCGCCAGGCAGUUUCGACUCUCUUCUUGUCCCCGCUCGCCUACUUCUUGGAAAGGAAUAGCAGGCCGAAACUCACAUUCCGCAUUGUAUGUUUACUCUUUUUCAGUGCAAUCGUCGGUUCAUCACUCACGCAAUACUUCUUCCUUAUCGGGAUUCAGUACACAUCGGCAACUUUUGCCUGUGCCUUCAUCAACAUGGUUCCUGUUGUCACAUUCAUAAUGGCCUUACCAUUCCGGAUGGAGCAGGUGAACUUAUAUGAAAGUAGUGGGAAGGCUAAGGUGAUGGGCUCCCUAAUAUGUGUAGUUGGAGUUAUGGUGCUGACAUUCUACAGAGGAAUCACCCUUUUCAGUUCUUUACACGCCCCACCACGUCAUCCUUCCAUGGCAUACCACAGCGAGAAGCUUAGCUCGGCAAAAAGGACGGAGAAGUGGGUCAUUAGCUCAAUGACUUUAGUGUUGGCCUCAGUCCUGUGGUCCUCGUGGUUUUUACUCCAGUCAAAUAUUGGGCAGCGGUACCCCUGCAAGUACUCGAGCACUGCUAUCAUGUCCUUCUUCGGGACUGUUCAGUCUACAGCCCUGGUAGGCAUGUCGUCUGGCAGGAACCUAUCCGCGUGGAUGUUCAAGGAAACAUUCGAGAUAAUCACCGUACUCUUCACGGGGAUCGUUGGCUCAGGACUGUGCUAUGUGGGGAUGACAUGGUGUGUCAAGAAAAGGGGGCCCGUCUUUACCGCAGCAUUCAGCCCUCUGAUUCAGAUUAUCACUGCAAUGAUCGACAUCCCUCUCCUUCACGAGUCGCUUCACGUUGGAAGUGUGAUAGGAUCGCUGCUCGUGAUCAUCGGGCUGUACAUUCUGCUGUGGGGAAAGAACAAGGAGGCCAAGGAUAGCAUCAAGAGAAUAGCUCAGGAAGCAGAGGAAGUUAAGGAAGAAGAGCCAAAGUUGCAGGUCAUCACAGUUUCUUCGGACUCUAGAUGUUCCUAGCUAGUCCACGUCUCAAAUGCUAGCUAGGUUGUUUUAGAAGAGCUCGGAGUAUCAUUGAUCGAUGUACUACAUUCUCCAGCAGGAUGAGGUAGAAAACUCAAAAAAUGGCAUAGGUCCAUCACCUGUCACCGAUCAUGACGACAAGAUGGACUAAUCGAUAUUUCCUUUUACUAUCAUUCACUUCAUCAAACAGCUUAUUUAAGCGAACGAAUGUCGAGAAAUACAGUGUCGUACAAAUAGCUGACAUUGAAGUAGAAUAAGGGAAGGCAUUACACAAAGCUAAGAAAGGCCAGAAGGAUUUUAUUCCU